Messenger RNA from Diospyros lotus (date-plum), 3576 nucleotides. Its product is annotated as nardilysin-like. Bases 115 to 3207 code for a protein of 1030 amino acids. The record is from RefSeq and is a predicted model, not a curated record. The transcript has 19 exons. Gene Ontology annotation, biological process: proteolysis. Gene Ontology annotation, molecular function: metalloendopeptidase activity; metal ion binding. Gene Ontology annotation, cellular component: cytosol. NCBI's taxonomy places the organism in Eukaryota, Viridiplantae, Streptophyta, Magnoliopsida, Ericales, Ebenaceae.
UGGAGGCCGAGGAGCCCUACUUGAAUCUAUAAACCAGAAAGGAUAUAGCCGAGGAGAGGGAGCGCGCGUUUAUAAUACGCCGGGUGAGUCUCUCUCUCUCUCUCCAUCGGAAGUAUGGCGGUUGGAGGUUGCACUUUCUCGUCCGAUGAUAUCGUGAUAAAGCCGCCGACGGACAGGCGAUCGUACAGAUACAUACAGCUUCCAAAUGGUCUCUGUGCUCUGCUCGUACACGAUCCAGAGAUUUGCUCUGAUAAACCUGUCGGGCAGCCUGACAAUGCCGGAGCUAGUGGAGAUGAAGAUGAAGAAGAAGUGGAGGACGAUGACGAUGGCGAUGGUGAAGAGAGUGAAGGCGAGGAAGAGGACGACGAUGAAGAAGAAGGUGAAUCUGACGAAGAUGAUGGAAACGACGCGGAAACAGAAGGAAAGGGUGGCGCAUCUCAGACUAAGCAGGCGGCAGCAGCAAUGUGUGUCGGAAUAGGCAGCUUUUCUGACCCACUCGAGGCACAGGGACUUGCACAUUUUCUAGAACAUAUGCUCUUCAUGGGGAGUACUGAUUUCCCAAAAGAAAAUGAGUAUGAUAGUUAUUUAUCCAAGCAUGGAGGUUCCUCAAAUGCAUUCACAGAAGUUGAGCAUACUUGCUACCAUUUUGAAGUUAAACGGGAGUUUCUCAAGGGUGCCUUGAGAAGAUUUUCGCAAUUUUUUAUUUCACCUUUGGUUAAAGCUGAAGCGAUGGAUCGAGAAGUUCAAGCAGUGGAUUCAGAAUUUAAUCAGGUUCUGCAAAAUGAUUCUUGUCGUCUUCAGCAACUACAAUGUCAUACAUCAGCACCUGGACAUCCUUUUAACCAAUUCUUUUGGGGCAAUAAGAAAAGCCUGGUUGACGCCAUGGAGAAGGGAAUUAAUUUGCGGGAGCAAAUUCUGAAAUUGUACAAUGAUUAUUACCAUGGUGGGUUGAUGAAGCUAGUUGUGAUUGGAGGAGAGACUCUAGAUAUUCUUGAGAGCUGGGUGCUUGAAUUAUUUAGUGGUGUCAAAAGAGGUCCUCCCUUAAAGCAUGAUGUCAGGAUGGAACUUCCUAUCUGGAAAGCUGGUAAAGUUUACAAGUUAGAGGCAGUUAAAGAUGUUCAUAUCCUUAAUUUAUCGUGGACAUUGCCAUCCCUCAGAGAUGAUUAUUUGAGAAAACCAGAGGAUUACCUGGCUCAUCUCAUUGGGCAUGAGGCCAAAGGGAGCUUGCAUUUCUUUCUAAAAGCAAGAGGGUGGAUAACUUCUAUAUCAGCCGGUGUGUGGGAUGAAGGAAUGCACCGAUCGUUGGUAGCCUAUAUUUUUGGCAUGUCUAUAUGCCUUACUGACUCUGGCUUGGAAAAGAUCUUUGAGAUCAUUGCCUAUGUUUAUCAGUACCUUAAGUUAUUGCGUCAAGUUUCUCCACAAGAAUGGAUAUUCAAGGAACUCCAGGAUAUUGGAACUAUGGAAUUCAGAUUUGCGGAGGAACAGCCUCAGGAUGAUUAUGCUGCAGAACUUGCAGCGAAUAUGCUUCUUUAUCCACCAGAACAUAUUAUUUUUGGGGACUAUGCUUACAAGUUAUGGGAUGAGGAAAUGAUCAAUCAUGUUUUGAGUUUCUUCAGACCAGAGAACAUGAGGGUUGAUGUGGUAUCAAAGUCCUUCAAUAAGUCAAAAGACUUCCAGUGUGAACCAUGGUUCGGAUCAAGAUAUAUAGAGGAUGAUAUUCCUCCAUCACUGUUGCAAUUGUGGAGUGAUCCUUCAGAAAUUGACGUGUCCCUGCAUCUGCCUGUAAAGAAUGAGUUCAUCCCAUGUGAUUUUUCCAUUCGCGCUGAUAAGGCAUCCAGUGCAGAUGCAGCUUUUCCAAAAUGUAUAGUUGAUGAACCCUUAAUGAAGUUCUGGUACAAGCUUGAUAGGACUUUCAAAUGUCCCCGUGCAAAUACAUAUUUCCGCAUUACAUUAAAAGGAGGAUACAAUAAUUUGAAGAAUUCUCUUUUGACUGAAUUAUUUGUUAAUCUGCUUAAAGACGAGCUGAAUGAAGUUAUAUAUCAGGCCAGUGUAGCCAAGUUAGAAACGUCUGUAUCUCUUUACAGUGACAAGCUGGAGUUAAAGGUCUAUGGUUUCAAUGAUAAACUUCCAGUUCUUCUAUCUAAAGUUUUGGCAGUUGCUAAAUAUUUUUGGCCAAACGACGAUCGUUUCAAGGUCAUUAAAGAGGAUAUGGAGAGAACUUUAAGAAACACCAACAUGAAGCCUCUUAAUCAUUCGUCAUAUUUGAGACUGCAAGUCCUCUGUCAGAGUUUCUGGGAUUCCGAUGAGAAACUAUUGUCGCUAAAUGAUCUGUCUCUUGAUGAUCUGAAGGCUUUUAUUCCCGAGCUACUUUCUCAGCUAUAUAUUGAAGGCCUUUGCCAUGGCAAUUUACUGGAGGAAGAAGCAAUUAGCUUAUCAAAUAUAGUUCAUAGUAACUUCUUGGUCCAACCACUCCCAUUUGAAAUGAGACAUAAGGAGUAUGUAAUGUGUCUUCCUUCUGGUGCUGAUCUUGUUCGAGAUGUCAAAGUGAAGAAUAAUCUGGAAACAAACUCUGUGGUUGAGCUUUAUUUUCAAAUUGAACCAGAAGUUGGACCUGAAAUGACGAAACUGAAAGCACUGGCAGAUCUUUUUGAUGAAAUUGUUGAUGAACCACUUUUCAAUCAGCUCAGGACCAAAGAGCAACUUGGUUAUGUUGUUGAGUGUAGCUUGCGGGUGACAUAUCGAAUUUUAGGCUUUUGUUUCCGUGUUCAAUCUUCUGAGUACGACCCUGUCUAUUUGCAAGGGAGAGUGGAUAACUUCAUAAAUAGCCUGAAAGAGUUGUUGGAUGGAAUUGAUGAUGACUCCUUCGAGAAUUACAGAAGUGGAUUAAUAGCAAAGCUGCUGGAGAAGGAUCCCUCUCUCCAAUAUGAAACAAAUCGGUUUUGGGGUCAAAUUGUAGAUAAAAGGUAUAUGUUUGACUUCUCUGAGAAGGAAGCAAACGAACUCAGCAGCAUUCAGAAGAAAGAUGUUAUUGACUGGUAUAAUACUUAUUUGAGACAAUCAUCUCCCAAGUGUCGGAGGCUUGCAAUCCGAAUAUGGGGUUGCAAUACUGAGUUAAAAGUAGCCGACACACAAGCAACGUCUGGGCAGGUCAUUGAAGAUCUCACGGCCUUCAAGACGUCAUCUAAGUUCUAUCCAAGCUUUUGCUGAAGAUUGUUUUAAUAGUGUCAAACAUGAGAUAGUCAGAUAGAGUAGUGUAUACCUUAGAAGUCAUCCUGCUCCUCCUCGGUUUAGAUCAGGGGAGUAGGUCAGGUUGUACGAUGAAACUUACUUGAAGCAGGACAUAGAUAUCUAUAAAUGAACCGAGAUAAGGAAAGUUGAUUUAGAGUAAGUACUCUUGAGAAAUACACCCAUUCUUUGGUGCAGAUGUACCAUCAUUGAUGAUGCCAUGUCUGGCCACUCUUUUCCUUGAGUUUCAGUAGUGCUCUAAAGUAGCUGUAUGUUAUGUUCAAUGCUAGAAAAGAAUCAAGCCUUCUUUAGUAAUGAAGAUCUGAUUUAGAAACGAAGAGCAAAAAUUAA